Molecule: messenger RNA, 465 nt
Organism: Penicillium argentinense
Lineage: Eukaryota; Fungi; Ascomycota; Eurotiomycetes; Eurotiales; Aspergillaceae
Exons: 1
Coding region: 1-465 (154 amino acids)
Source: RefSeq, a predicted model, not a curated record
AUGUCAAAAAGCCGCUCCGACGCCGUAAUCCGCCAAGCGAAUAAAAACCUCUUUGCCUCGCACGGGCUAAAAGCCGAGCUAGCGAAAAUGGACGCGUUAGCACACAUCGCCCGCAUCCCAAUCAUGGACUCACAGGGCCGCAUUAAUCGCGAAUCGAGCGUUGCGAUGCAAUUGGCGGAGCUAUCGCUCAAGUCGGAGGGUAUUAUGAGCAAGCAGAAGAGUGCGCAGGAAUUGGAUUUGCAGCAGCGACGUCUACGGGUUUUGCAGCCUUGGCUUGCGGAGUUGCAGGUUGAUGUUUUACCUUGGACGGCGCAGUCGAAGUUGAUCCGUUUUAAUUCGACCCUGAAGAAGAGGCAUAGUUAUCGCCUAGUUGAUCGGUAUAAGGCGCUUAAAGGGCCCGGUGAUGAGGAUGGGGAGAGGUUUCGGAAGUGUCUUUGGUUGAUUAUUCGGGAGGUUAAAUGUUAA